AUGCUGCACCUGCACGCACUAGCAUGGGUUAGAGGUAACCUUGGUUUCACUACUUUGCGAGAUCGGCUGCUCAAGGAUGACCAGUUUUCUGCUCGCAUGAUCCGUUACCUAGAGUCGACCAUCAUGCAAGGAGUAGAUGAGAGUAUUCCACUGGACCCUGAGGUGAGCCUUCCGAGCGUGGCGCCUUCGACCAAGGAGCUGGAAUCGGAUGACGAUUACCACCUCAAAUUGUCCCAUGACAGCAACUCCGUAGCAGGCCGAAAGCAGCUCCAUUCAAGAAAUCACCUCUCGACCUGCUUUAAAUAUCGACAAACUGGCUCGGGAAAAAACACUUGUCGGUUCGGUAUGCCCCGAGAUCUGGUUCCUACCUCCAGAGUAGAUGAGUUCGGACUGAUUCACCUCGCUCGAAAUCAUGGCUGGAUUAACCCGUGGAACCCUGCCAUAGCCAGCUGUGUCCGUUCGAAUCAAGAUAUCUCUUGGAUUCCAACCGUCUCUAAAUCUCUGUCUCUGAUCUACUACAUCACCAACUACGCCACGAAA
This is a messenger RNA of Ilyonectria robusta, 540 nucleotides long. RefSeq lists its product as uncharacterized. The transcript has a single exon. The record is from RefSeq and is a predicted model, not a curated record. The annotation marks the transcript as partial. Lineage: Eukaryota; Fungi; Ascomycota; Sordariomycetes; Hypocreales; Nectriaceae.